This is a messenger RNA of Symbiodinium necroappetens, 354 nucleotides long. The record is from the annotation of a GenBank genome assembly. Lineage: Eukaryota; Dinophyceae; Suessiales; Symbiodiniaceae.
AUGGAGGUCGUUGCCAAGGAUCUGGAGCAACCGAUGCAGUCGGUCAGGUCCGAUUUAAUCGACCGCUAUGUCGGCCUGAGGGGAAGUAUUGUGCGGGCGGCCAACAUUGCACCGCUCAUCACCGAAGUAUGCUUCACCUGCUCCAGGUGCGGCACCGAGGUUCAGACCGCUGCUGCCGAGGGUCGCUUUGAGUAUCCAUCUGGCUGCCCAAAGAAGUGCCGAUUCGCGCGAUUCACAGCGAACAAGGACAAAUGCCAAGCCAUCGACUGGCAGAGGAUUCGCCUGCAGGAGGACUUCUCCGAGCUGGUUGCCUCUGGCGCACCCCAACGUCGCAUGCCCCGCACAUUGGACUGC